Messenger RNA from Rhodamnia argentea, 2054 nucleotides. RefSeq lists its product as uncharacterized. The coding region runs from base 362 to 1933 and encodes 523 amino acids. Gene Ontology annotation, biological process: chloroplast organization. Gene Ontology annotation, cellular component: chloroplast outer membrane. The transcript is spliced from 8 exons. The record is from RefSeq and is a predicted model, not a curated record. Lineage: Eukaryota; Viridiplantae; Streptophyta; Magnoliopsida; Myrtales; Myrtaceae.
CGGGUGGUAGCAACACCCGGAAACUUUCCAGGUGAAAGAUGACUCGGUAUAUCAGGAGGAAAUUAUGGUGACAAAGUGAUCUUGCCGCUGCAGGAAUAACCCGAUAAUCUACUUACCUGGAAAAACAUGCGGCCGUGAAAUAAGGAUUAAGUGGAACAGAAUCGACUGAAUUAUGCCUAGGAUCAACAGAUCAAAGGCUUCGAAUUCCACGGAUGAAUUGCGCAGACAGAAGCGCCUUGCCAUGUCGUUUUAUUGUUGCCAGGAAAUCUUUCGGAAGCAGCCCAAUAGGCAUUAGACAUCCACUGCACUUGCUGACACUUUCUCAGCAAGAUCACUCUAUACUUUUCUGGUGACAGAGAGAAUGAGUGAUCUCAAAGGUAAUAACCCCAAAGGCAGGGAGAGAUUGAGACUCCUAGAAAUGAAGAGAGCAGCAAUCGAUCAGGGAGUGGCCCACUUUUGUACUGCUUUGAAAUCUCUAGGGGAGUUCUGGAAGACGAACCACGAAUGGAUGGGCAAGAUCAACUGCGCCGAACUUCAUGGCAAGGAGAGCAUCGACUGGGAAAAGCUUGUUGAUGUAGUGUUGGCGACUCUUUAUGACCUGAUAAAAGCAGGGGCAGAAAGUUCUGAGCCGAUGGUUCUAUAUGAGCAGAAGAAAGAUCACAGUCAACAAGACAUCACACCUGGCAAAGUCCCCACGAAGUCCCCGUCCAACCGGACCUCCUGCUCUAGACCAACAAGUUCCAAUUUGGAAGGGAAGACGACCAGAAGGCCAUCUGCUGAAGUGUCAUUCAUCCCGUGUCUUCUCCGGCCUUGCGGUGGUAGCACUGCGUGGAAACCAAGGCCCAUCCAGGUGAGAGGAAUCGAAGCAAGCAAUUCAGAAGCGCAACCUGCAGCUGCAGUACAAAGAAAUGCAAAUGCGGCGGCAGCGGUACCACCACCACCACGAUCUGUGCCGCCACCUCUUCCUACACCCUCAAAGGGAUUGGUUACAUCACCACCACCUCUGCCACCGCUCAAAGGAGCUGCUCCACCGCCUCCUCCUCCACGAACUGCAACAACAUCCUUAUACACCAAGAAAGCAACCACUAGGUUGAGAAGAUCAGCUCAAAUUGCCAGCCUUUAUCGUUUCUUGAAAGCGAAGAUGGAGGGGUCAAAUCUAGAGGGUAAAUCCAACAGCGGAAGAAAACAUCAUGAUCAAUGUUCUUCGGGUGGAAAGCAAGGGAUGGCUGAUGCAUUAGCAGAGAUGACAAAGAGAUCGGAGUACUUCCAAAAGAUCGAGAUAGACGUGCAAACGCAUGGAAAAAUGAUCAUGGACUUGCAAGCUAAGAUAAAUUCCUUUCGCACCAAGGACAUGGUCGAGCUCCUCAAGUUCCACGACUUCGUUGAAUCGCAUCUCAAUAGUUUAACAGAUGAAACACAGGUUUUAGCAAGGUUCAAAGGCUUCCCGGAGAAGAAGCUGGAAGCUUUAAGAGCAGCAGCAGCUCUGUACUCGAAGCUUAAUGCGAUUGCCGUUCGCUUGCAGAACUGGGAGAUUGUGCCUCCGCUUGGCAAGCUCCUUGACCAGAUUGAGAACUACUUCAGCAAGAUGAAACGAGAGAUUGACAUGCUUGAACAGAAAAAGGAUGAAGAGUCCAAGAAGUUUCAGAGAUACAAUGUCGAAUUCGACUUCACGAUCCUUGUAAGAAUCAAGGAAUCGAUGGUCGAUGUUUCUUCGAGAUGCAUGGAGUUGAUACUUAAGGAAAGAAGAGAAGCAAAGGAGAAAGAGAGAGAGGACACCGCGACGAGAUUGGGAAGGGGAAGAGAGGAUGACAGUAAGAUGCUUUGGAGGGCUUUUCAAUUGGCUUACCGGGUGUACUCAUUCGCCGGUGGCCACGACGACCGUGCGGACAAACUCAGCAAAGAAUUAGCUUAUGAAAUCGAGACCGGUUCUUAGCGUCUGUCAAAUCCCGCACUUCUCUAGGUGGCGGUUUUGACUAUGCAUUGUAUUGAAGCAUCUCCUCCCAAUUCUGUUGAUGAGAACUUAAGACAUUCUAGUACCCUUUUGUUUUUCCCUG